UAUACAUGUAUAUCUAUGUUUUUAUACGUGUACGUGUACUAAAAUACUAGUAAUUUGGAAUGGCUUUCAAGAACAUUUUUCAAUUUUAUCGGAGAAGACAUUAUCUAAAUUGUUUUAUUGUGACAGGUGUGAUAUUAUCUUUCAUUAUAUGGAAAAAUAUCUACAGUAAAGAACAUGCAAUGAGCCAUAAAGUGAAGAAAUAUGACUCUAAACGAACUAAUCGAAGCAUUGAUGAAAUUCAAAACAAUUAUUUUGGAGAUAUCAAAUUUCAACUAAACAGUUCAAGUUCAAGAAAAAUGGCAUUACUUAAUACUGUAAAGAGAAGACAAAAGGAUCCAUUAGUAAAAAUCGAAAAUCAAGAAAAACGAAAAAAUCUUACUCAAAAUAUAGCCUCUCCUUCGAUUUCAAAAGUUUUAGAUAUAUAUAAUAUUUCAAAACAAGAAUACAUAGAUCAAAAUAUAUGUGCCAAAACCAAGACACCUGGACGAUUCUUCAUUUGUACGUAUACCGACACAGAAGACGUAGUGUCCGGGGUUAUACAACGGUCUGGGCGCUGGGAAGAAGCAAUAACGCAACGCAUUCUAAGCGUAUUGAACCAAAAACAAAAUCAACCAAUAACCUUCAUUGACGUUGGUGCCAACAUUGGUUUUUUCAGCUUACUAGCCGCUUCUUCUGGGCAACCUGUUGUGGCCAUAGAGCCAUGGUAUCGCCAUGUACAAACGUUGUCCACUUCUAUUCAGCUGAACAAGUUUCAAAAACGAAUACAGUUGAUACAAAAUGCUGUUUCAAAUGAAAGAGGGGAAGUUCAGCUUAAUAUAGGCGUUCAUGGAAACCUGGGUGGAGCUAGAUUGAUAUCCGAACGUGAACGUGUCUAUUUCAAAGAAACUAUGACAGUUAAAAAGAUACUUCUAAAUGAUAUAGCUGCAUUGAUAAAUACCCCGUAUGUUGUUAUAAAACUAGAUAUUGAAGGUCAUGAAUGUAGAGCACUCGAAAGGUCGGAAGAUAUUUUAUUUUUGACAAGUUCACCGUUCUCCUCAUUAGCAUGGAAUGGGGAAUUAUGCAAAGGGAGAAGAAUAAGCCAGGUAUUGCCUGUCCAGAAGCAAAUAUCCAAGAAAUGGUUGACAUGCUGACAAGGCGAGGUUUUGUACCGUACUCUAACACCAGUGACAAACGCUUGAAUCCAAAAUUUAAUAAAAAUUGGAAAGACUUCGAUGUUUAUUGGAAACCUAGAAUGGAAUUACUGGGUUCAUGACAUCUCAUUUGUUUUUGUUUGUUUGUUUCAUUUUACGCCUUUUCCCAACAGUAUUUCAGUCAUUUAGGCGGGUAGUUUCCUAACCAUCAUUCCUGGAGAGUUACACCUGUACUAGACUACCUUCCUCAUGUGCUAAACUACCAAAGCAUAUCCCGGGGAUCGAACCCACGCCAGAGAGGUUACUGGACUAGAAGUCAUCGACUCUAAACCCUCGACCACGGCGACAUCUCAUCUAGCAGGAUUUUAUGAGCAAUUUUAUCUAAAGUCACAUCUUAAGAAUGGGGCGUACGUAGCCGACUGGUAAAGGUGUUUGACUUCAAACCACUUGCCGGGGAUUUUGAAUUCCAACUAGCUUACAAAACGCCGAUAGUUCUACUAAGGUUUUCUUUCCUAAUUGCAAUUAUGCACGGAGGGGCACCUGAGGCUUUCUCCACUAAUGAAGUCGGAAACUCUCCCUUAUUUGAUCGGCCAGAAAUCAGCUCAGAAUGCACACUGACAAAUGAAGAUACGGAGAUUUGAAUCUGAACUGAAAAGUUUUAUAACCUCGUGGCCAGAUUCUGAAGUAUAUACGAAUGUGCAUUGGUUACCGAGGAUAUCGAACCUCUUGAUGUUGCUAUAUUUUGAGGGAUAUCUCCUUGAGCAGUGUUUUAACGAUGCUGUAUUAAAUCUGUUCAAGUAAUCGUUUUCGAUGCACUCUACUUUAUGCUUAUGGUUUUGGAUAUGUAUGGAUUGCACAAGAUUUUGGAAAUAAAGACAUACAUUGUAUUUAUUCUAGCCUUUUGUCAUGAUGAUAUAAACAUUGCGUCUCGUUGUUACCAUAAUAAAAAAAAUUAAGAGACAAUUAAACCCUGAACGUUAUCUUUACUGUGAUAUUACGAGAAAAUAUAUGGCUGCUCAUAAAUUAACGAUAGAAAUGUGAAGACAAAACAAUGUACCACCUUGUGAAAGACUAUAUUCCGAUGUUUAGUUUGUUUUAAAACAAUCUGCUUUUAAUUGUGAAUUCCAUGCCAUUUUACAAUGUUCUACGUCAUUAAAAUAGUCUACCUAGUUAUCUCAAUAAAAGGUAUUCAAAUGUAACAGCAAUUGGUGAUUUUUAUUCGAUGGUGAACUCACAAAGUGAAGAAACCAUAAUUAAAUUAUCUGUGUUUGUGUUUCACUUGUUGGAAAGUACGAACUCUUGACUUCAAAAUUUUAUU
This is a messenger RNA of Ruditapes philippinarum (Manila clam), 2448 nucleotides long. RefSeq lists its product as uncharacterized. Lineage: Eukaryota; Metazoa; Mollusca; Bivalvia; Venerida; Veneridae. The coding region runs from base 60 to 1130 and encodes 356 amino acids. The transcript has 3 exons. The record is from RefSeq and is a predicted model, not a curated record.